Lachancea nothofagi CBS 11611 is the source of this 1497-nucleotide messenger RNA. NCBI's taxonomy places the organism in Eukaryota, Fungi, Ascomycota, Saccharomycetes, Saccharomycetales, Saccharomycetaceae. The record is from the annotation of a GenBank genome assembly.
AUGCUAAGACUGCAUCUUCGUAAAAACUUUGAAAUGCCCAAAAACGAACAAUACCCGGAAGAAUUUGUCAAAUUCCUCAAUGCCUCGCCUACUCCUUUCCAUGUUGUUCAAAAUAUGAAAAAUCACUUGCUUCAUCAUGGCUUCCAAGAGCUGAAGGAAGAAAAACCUUGGUCAGGCAACUUGUCCCGUGGUGGCGCUUACUUUGUUACCAGAAAUGACUCUGCAAUAAUAGCUUUUGUUUUAGGUCAAGACUACGUCGAUGGAAACCCCUUUGCUAUUGUUGGAGCCCACACCGAUUCUCCAGUAUUGAAGAUCAAGCCAAUAUCGAAGCGAAAUAACGAGAAAUAUGACCAAAUAGGCGUAGAAUGUUACGGUGGUGGGAUCUGGCAUUCGUGGUUCGACUCUGAUCUUUCCGUUGCAGGGAGAGUGGUGUACAGAAAUGAAACGAACGAGGGCUAUCAAUUGCUUUCAAAAUUGGUGGACCUAAAGAGACCGCUGCUUAAGAUACCAACACUUGCUAUUCAUCUGGACCGCGACGUGAACCAGAAGUUUGAAUUCGACAAAGAAAAUCAGUUGCUGCCAAUCGCUGGAUUAGAGGAUAAGCAACUGAAGAAAGACGCUUCAUGUGCUUCAGGUGAACCUGAAAUUGAUGACUUUUUCUCGAUCAAGUCUGUGGUAGAGAGGCAUCAUCGCGAUUUGGUUGAACUAGUUGCGAAUGAAUUGCAAAUAACCUCUGAUAUAAUUGAAGAUUUCGAACUAACCCUAUACGACCAUAAAGCUGCAUGUCUUGGUGGUUUGCACGACGAAUUUGUUUUCUCUGGUAGACUUGACAAUUUAACAUCCUGCUUCACGAGUUUGCAUGCUCUCACCGCGUCUAUGCAGGACGACAAAGAGGGUAAAUGUGUCAAGGUGGUGGCUAGUUUCGAUCACGAGGAAAUAGGCUCUUCUUCAGCCCAAGGCGCUGACUCAAAUUUCUUGCCUAGUGUCCUAGAAAGGUUGGCGACUUUGGGAUUCAACGACUCGACCCUAUCAAAGCCAUUAACCGAGGCUGAGAAAUUGAAGGUGGCCACUAGGAAAUCAUUUUUUCUGUCCUCGGACGUAGCCCAUGCAGUCCACCCCAACUACGCCAACAAGUAUGAGUCUAAACACAAACCCAUGAUUGGAGGUGGUCCUGUGAUUAAAAUCAAUGCCAAUCAGCGCUACAUGACCAAUUCCCCUGGCCUUGUGCUCAUAAAGUCUCUUGCUAAUUUGAGCAAAGUACCAUUGCAGUUAUUUGUUGUCGCUAACAACUCACCCUGCGGCUCUACGAUCGGUCCAAUAAUUGCGUCCAAGACUGGAAUACAGACACUGGAUCUGGGAAAUCCGAUACUUAGCAUGCAUUCUAUCCGAGAAACUGGAGGGGCAGAAGAUCUCGGAUGGCAGAUUGAUCUCUUCCGCGAAUUUUUUGGACAAGGAACAAAAAUCUUGGAAACAGGCUUCGUCAACCGCAAGAACUAA